Molecule: messenger RNA, 2997 nt
Organism: Epinephelus fuscoguttatus (brown-marbled grouper)
Lineage: Eukaryota; Metazoa; Chordata; Actinopteri; Perciformes; Serranidae
Product: FYN-binding protein 1
Exons: 16
Coding region: 156-1832 (558 amino acids)
Biological process (GO): T cell receptor signaling pathway; protein localization to plasma membrane; integrin-mediated signaling pathway
Cellular component (GO): plasma membrane
Molecular function (GO): protein binding
Source: RefSeq, a predicted model, not a curated record
UCAGUCCCCCAGUUGCCCACACUGAAUUACUGAGCAUUUCCUCAUUUGCAGUAAGUUUAGUGUCACAGGUCUGUACAGUAGCAUCAGGCUGGAUACUGAAUCACUGCUGGACAUGAAGCACUUUAUCCAUCAGUAAACCAUCACUAAAGGCAAACAUGGGGGAGACCGUCGACGUCAAGGCUCUGAGGGCCCGGUUCAACAACAACGCCAGCACCUCAGACACCAGCAGCCGAGACAGUGGCUCCCCAAAAUCUCCACGACCUGGAUUUGGAAAACUGAUCCUGCCACUGACUGAUAACGAUCUGGCGCACCACAGACUGUCUCCUAUGGUUCCCCCUCCUCCGAUGGCCAACCAAGGCCUGGUGAGGUUUCCAAGGGCGGAACCGAUGGCAGCCCCCAUCCCCUCCAGACCUUCCUUCCCUCGACCACCUCCCAAUCCAGGAGUCAGAGCAUCGACCCAGCCUGGAGACCCCGGAAAGGUCAAGCAAAAGGGGGAGAUGCUACAGAACAUGAUGCUGAGGCACCAGAGGCCUCCAGCCCCCAAUUUCACCCCGGGUCCAGCGGCCUCUGCACCAGCUCCCACCUCCACCCCUCUACCGCUCCGACAGCAGCCUCGACAGAGAAGCGCAGGGGACGUGACCCCACUGAGGAGGCCUCUACCUCCCGAAGGACCCCAACCUUUGAAACCAAAACGGCCUCCCAACGUCAACCUGGAGCCUUUUCUGAGGUCCAACCGAGGACCUGCCCUUCCUGGUCCGAGAAAGAAUGACGGAGGUUCCCCGGGCUCAGCAGGCAGAAAGAUGCCUUUACCUGCAGUCGUCAGUCCUCCAAAGCCGCCACAACGAUUCACCAAACCCAGCAGGCUGCCGCACCAAAUUGCUUCCAUGGACAUUGAGGAUAAUGAGGACUUCUAUGAUGACAUUGAUAGGAACGAGUCCUGUAGCGACAACAGUUCACACUGUAUGGACGGGGAAGAUGAUGAAGUGUAUGAGUUUAUUGACGAGGACCAGGUGGAGCAAAAUCAAUUACAUGCUGGGAAGCAAAACAAAAAAGAUGCAAAGAGGCAGCGGGAGCAAGAGAAGAAAGAGCAGAUGGAGCGUCAGAAAAAAGAAAAUGAGUUGAGGAAGAAAUUUCAGUUGCAAGGGGAGGUGGAGGUUAUUCAUACAGCCAAAGUCCGGCAUGACUGGUAUGGAGGAGGAAAACUGGACCUCAGCGUACGACAAGGAGAGAGUGUGGAGAUCCUCAGAGUGAAGAAUAACCCCGGAGGCAAAUGGUUGGCUCGCUCUCUGAAUGGAAACUAUGGAUACAUCAGUAACACAUGUGUGGAUGUUGACUAUGAAGCAGUGAAGCGCAAAGUGCUCCAGUCCAGAAAAAUAGACACAUCAACAUUGCCUCCACCACCUCCAGACCCCCCAAUGAUGUUGAAUAUGGAGUUGAAUAGUAGCAACAGCAUGCUUCAAGAUGAUGAUGACUAUGAUGAUGUUCAACCAAUGACAGAGGAUUUCCCCCCACCACCGCUUGAAAUCAGCAUUGAUCCCAAAGUGGAGAAGGAGCUGAAAAAAAAAUUUAAGUAUGACGGACCUCUCAGGGUGCUGCACACCAUGAUGGUGGAUCCUAAUAGCGUUAUAAAGAGGCCAGGAGGGAAAGAUCUGCCUGUGGUUCAAGGAGAAGUCGUGGACAUCAUCCAGCUCACCAGUAGCAAGAAAGCUCUGUGUCGCAACCGGUUUGGUAAAUAUGGUUAUGUGUCCAGAUCUCUUCUUCUUCCAAUGGAAGGAGACAUUUACGACGACGUUGACUAUGCAGGCGACGUCUAUGACAACGACUCUCACUGAUUAUUAAAACAUGUCAAACUAAACACACACUCACACAGAAGAAUAUAGACAGACUAAAUGAACAAACUAUAUAACACCAUUAUUAACAAACUAUAUAAAAGUUACAAACUAAAACUUAGGCUACAUCCACACUAUAACCUUUUCAUUUUAAAACACACAACUAUUUCUAUGUUCAUGCCUAGUGUCCACACUGCUCCGGCAUUUUGGAACUGCUAAAACAGAGACCUUUGAAAACGCUGCUGACCCCACUUUAGUUUGAAAACUCCAGGGAUGGGUUUUAUUCGAGGUGGACAGAAGAGGAUACCUUUGACAAAUGAUAAGGACGCAGAUAUCAACAUUUGUUUCCUGAUUGGCUCUUAGUCACAACAAGCCAGAAAAAUUAUAGCAAGAUCAACAUACCUUAUGUGGUUUCAACUUUCUUGUGUGGGUUCCCCUUUUCCAUCAUCAAGGCUUCCUCAAGCGAUGGACAGUGGUCCCGGUGCCACUCUAACAUGUCACCAUAAUUGCUUUGCAGAGACUUCCAAUAUAUCCAUCUUACUUGUGUUACUUUCAAUAACAGAUUCACCUCUUUGUCAGGUCAAGUAAAGAAAUCCCAGGUCUUACUUUUCGCCAUCUCUGCAGUGUUUUGUGGAACUAACUACUCCUUCCUGUUUACCUCUGCACUUACAGUACAUGCCUAGUGUACGUGAAUGUUCAUGUGAUAUGUGGGAUUAUUUCUGGAACAGUGCUAAAACGCUUGUGUGUACAGAGACCAUUUUCAUUUUAAAAUGCUGUUCUAAAAUUUAAAUGUAUUAGUGUGGAUGUGGCCUCAAACUAUGUGAAAGAGGAUUCAAACACAGCCCGAGCUCUUGGGGUCACAAACACACAAACUAUAUGACUAUCUAACUAUAAAAACUAUAUAAAACUAAAACUGUGUACUAUAUAACUAAAACUAUACAAAACUAUAUAAAACUGAGGGACAAAAACAGAUAAUAGAGUGAACACACACAAACACACACACACACAUACACACACAUACACACACACACUGUGCUGAGAAUAACAAACUUAUCAUCAUUGCAUUGUUUGUCAAACUGCUUGUAUAGAAAGUGAAUACACUAUUACUGUAGCUUUGUGUAUUGCUUCAUGUCUGGGAUAAUUUAAAAUAAAUGAUUUUUUUUUACUG